This is a messenger RNA of Musa acuminata AAA Group (dessert banana), 3766 nucleotides long. RefSeq names its product plasma membrane ATPase 1. The coding region runs from base 616 to 3501 and encodes 961 amino acids. The transcript has 21 exons. NCBI's taxonomy places the organism in Eukaryota, Viridiplantae, Streptophyta, Magnoliopsida, Zingiberales, Musaceae. Gene Ontology annotation, biological process: regulation of intracellular pH; proton export across plasma membrane. Gene Ontology annotation, molecular function: P-type proton-exporting transporter activity; ATP hydrolysis activity; ATP binding. Gene Ontology annotation, cellular component: plasma membrane. The record is from RefSeq and is a predicted model, not a curated record.
AGAGAGAGAGAGAGAGAGAGAGAAGCAAUUAAUGGGGUGAGUUAAUUCAUUAGAACAAGAGCGGGGGGGUUGAUGUGCGCCCACUUUCCCCUCUUCUUCCGACGGCUACUUCGGGUUUGCUGUUCCCCCCACCACCUACCUCUUCUUGUAACUCCCCGAUCCCCAUCUUUUCUACUACUUACUGCGCUCUCUCUCUCUCUCUCUCUCUUCCGUUCUUUAAUCUUUUCCUCUCCUUUUAGUUUGGGCUUUUAGUAUUUUGCUCAUCGACACUACUCUUGGGUGCGGCUGUUGUUGGUGUUAGUAUUUUAGUGUGUGGGUGGGUGAUGAGGUAGACAAGGAGGUGUGUGGGGGGAGGGUCAUGUCAUGUGGCCAAAGCCAGCAAAGAUGCUGCUGCUACUGCUGCUUUGAUCUACCCUUUAUAAAAAGAGCUUUUUGGGCUCUCUUUUCGGCGUUCUGCUCCACCUUCAGUGUGGAUUUCCACUACCUAGUCUCGCUCGUCCUCUUCUUCUGCUGCUGAGGAGCAGAGAUUUGAUACGCAGGAAGACUUAGGGAGAGAGAGAAAGUGUGUUUUCUUCUUCUGUUGGAGCGAGGGAGAAGGAGAGACAGAGAUAGAGGAUGGGGGAGAAGGAUGGCCUCAAGGAGGCUGUCGAUAUGGAUGCCCUCCUCAAGGAAGCUGUCGAUCUGGAGAACAUCCCUUUGGAGGAGGUGUUCGAGAACCUGAGGUGUACCCGGGAGGGCCUCACCACGCAGCAGGCCGAGGAGCGCCUCGCCAUCUUCGGCCACAACAAGCUCGAGGAGAAAAAGGAGAGCAAGAUCUUGAAAUUUUUGGGGUUCAUGUGGAACCCUCUGUCCUGGGUCAUGGAAGCAGCCGCCGUGAUGGCCAUCGCGCUCGCCAACGGAGGGGGGAAGCCUCCGGAUUGGCAGGACUUCGUUGGAAUCAUAACCUUGCUCGUGAUUAACUCGACGAUUAGCUUCAUCGAGGAGAACAAUGCCGGCAAUGCUGCCGCUGCGCUCAUGGCACGCCUCGCGCCCAAAGCCAAGGUGCUUAGGGAUGGUCGGUGGAAAGAGGAGGAAUCUGCCAUCCUUGUUCCCGGAGAUAUCAUUAGCAUCAAGCUUGGAGACAUCAUCCCUGCAGAUUCUCGUCUGCUUGAUGGAGAUCCUUUGAAAAUAGAUCAGAGUGCCCUUACCGGAGAGUCUUUACCAGUUACCAAAGGUCCUGGCGAUGGUGUGUAUUCUGGUUCCACUUGCAAGCAAGGUGAGAUUGAAGCUGUUGUCAUUGCUACAGGUGUGCAUACCUUCUUUGGCAAGGCUGCACAUCUCGUGGACUCCACUAACCAAGUUGGGCACUUUCAAAAGGUCCUGACGGCCAUUGGGAAUUUCUGCAUUUGCUCAAUUGUAGUUGGAAUGUUUGUGGAAAUUAUUGUGAUGUAUCCAAUUCAGCACCGAGCCUAUCGCCCAGGAAUUGACAAUCUUUUGGUUCUUCUCAUUGGAGGAAUUCCCAUAGCUAUGCCAACUGUUCUGUCAGUCACAAUGGCAAUUGGUUCCCAUCGCUUAGCUCAGCAGGGAGCUAUCACAAAGCGGAUGACUGCAAUCGAAGAAAUGGCUGGGAUGGAUGUGCUAUGCAGUGACAAGACUGGAACACUUACUUUGAACAAGCUCACAGUAGAUAAGAAUCUUGUCGAGAUUUUCACAAAAGGUGUAAGCCAGGACACUGUAAUUUUGAUGGCUGCUAGAGCCUCUAGAACUGAAAACCAAGAUGCUAUAGAUACUGCUAUAGUUGGGAUGCUUGCUGAUCCAAAGGAGGCACGGGCUGGUGUUCAAGAAGUUCAUUUCCUGCCAUUUAAUCCGACUGACAAGAGGACUGCUUUGACUUACAUUGAUAAUGAGGGGAAAAUGCAUCGGGUUAGCAAAGGUGCACCAGAACAGAUAUUGAAUCUGGCACACAAUAAGUCUGAGAUUGAGCGCAGGGUCCAUGCUGUGAUCGACAAGUUUGCAGAUCGUGGCCUUCGGUCACUUGCUGUUGCAUAUCAGGAAGUUCCAGAGGGAAGGAAAGAAAGUCCAGGAGGUCCAUGGCAAUUUAUCGGUCUCAUGCCACUUUUUGACCCUCCUAGACAUGACAGUGCAGAAACAAUUCGCAGGGCUCUGAAUCUUGGUGUCAAUGUCAAAAUGAUCACAGGUGAUCAGCUGGCAAUAGGGAAGGAAACUGGCCGUCGUUUGGGGAUGGGUACAAACAUGUAUCCUUCGUCUGCUCUGUUGGGACAAAACAAGGAUGAGUCAAUAGCUGCUUUGCCAAUUGAUGAAUUAAUUGAGAAGGCUGAUGGUUUUGCUGGUGUAUUUCCAGAGCACAAAUAUGAGAUCGUUAAACGCUUGCAAGCAAGGAAGCAUAUCUGUGGUAUGACUGGUGAUGGAGUGAAUGAUGCUCCUGCUCUAAAGAAGGCUGAUAUUGGAAUAGCAGUUGCAGAUGCAACAGAUGCAGCUCGUAGUGCAUCUGAUAUCGUACUCACAGAACCUGGUUUGAGUGUUAUCAUCAGUGCUGUCCUUACCAGUCGUGCAAUUUUCCAGCGGAUGAAAAAUUACACUAUAUAUGCAGUUUCCAUUACAAUCCGUAUUGUGCUUGGAUUUAUGCUGCUUGCGCUUAUAUGGAAGUUUGACUUUCCACCUUUUAUGGUCCUUAUCAUUGCAAUUCUCAAUGAUGGUACCAUAAUGACCAUAUCGAAAGACAGGGUCAAACCAUCUCCUCUUCCUGACAGCUGGAAACUUGCUGAGAUUUUUGCAACUGGAAUCAUUCUGGGUGGUUACUUGGCAAUGAUGACAGUCAUUUUCUUUUGGGCUGCUUAUAAAACUAAUUUCUUCCCGCGGAUUUUCAAGGUUGAAAGUCUUGAGAAAACAGCCCAGGAUGACUUUCAAAAGCUGGCAUCUGCGGUCUACCUGCAAGUGAGCACCAUUAGUCAGGCACUGAUCUUUGUGACAAGAUCACGCAGUUGGUCCUUUGUUGAGCGGCCUGGUUUCUUGCUUGUGACUGCUUUCUUGGUUGCUCAGCUGAUUGCUACUCUGAUAGCUGUGUAUGCCGACUGGAGCUUUUCUGCAAUUAAAGGGAUCGGAUGGGGAUGGGCUGGUGUUAUUUGGCUUUACAACAUAAUCUUCUACUUUCCACUGGAUAUCAUAAAGUUCCUGAUCCGCUAUGCUCUGAGCGGGAGGGCAUGGGAUCUCGUCAUCGAACAAAGAAUUGCUUUCACGAGACAGAAGGAUUUUGGAAAGGAAGCAAGGGAGCUCAAGUGGGCACAUGCUCAGAGAACAUUGCAUGGUCUGCAACCACCUGACACCAAGAUGUUUGGCGACAGGAGCAGCGUUACAGAGCUAAACCAGAUGGCAGAAGAGGCCAAAAGGAGAGCUGAGAUCGCAAGGCUGAGGGAACUACACACUCUCAAAGGACAUGUGGAGUCCGUGGUAAGGUUGAAGGGCUUGGAUAUAGACACAAUUCAGCAAGCCUACACGGUAUGAUUCCCAGGUUGCGAUGCCAGAGGGCUGUAAGCCAGCCACUGAGUUCGGCUGAAUCAUCCACAUAUGCUUCUGCUGUUGUUUGAAGAGUGAAGUGAGUGAAAUCUUCACUAUCCGAGUUGUAAUCCAUCAUCCUACACCUGACCUCCUGCAAUUUUAUAUAUCAUGGUGAUCGUGUAGAACCUUUGUUUUCCAACUGUGUGCAUUGUAUGAGGCGACGGUUUUGUCUCUUGUUUUAACGACAGUCAUUUUGCCCCAUUCUCAUUCA